CCAUUCUUCAUUGAGAACUUCAACAAAGGCGUGGCGUGUGCCUUGCACGGUGUCGUUUCAUCUCUCUUUGCUCUGCUCUGCAAAAUAAAAAUAAAACAAAGCAUCUUCUCCUUUUACUCUGUCUUUGCCUUCACCUACCCUUCUUCUCCAUAAUUCCUUCUCCGAUCUUCUCCUCUCUCUCCGAUCUCCACCCUCCAGGUAAACCGUUCAAGGUACAAAUGGAUAAUUUCCUUGGAGGCUUUACAGAGGGCUCUACAACUUUUAAUCAGGAUAUUCAAAGAUGUCCAUUCUUAAGGAAUAUUAAUGAGCCGACAAAUUUCUCAUUUUCCUCGUCCAUGGCAUUCCCAAUACCUGUACGUGGAGCUAAAGGGCCAAUUUUUGAAGAUGGUCCCAAUUUUGAUAUGGCAUUUAGGCUUUUUCAUGGACAAGAUGGAGUUGUUCCACUCUCUGGAAGAUCUAUGCAUCCAGAGAGUGUAGAACUCAAACCAACCCCAUCACAGUUCAAUCCUUUAGCUGCAAAGGCAGCCACUAUUAGCCUCUCAUCCUUCGGACCUGGAGGCCCCUUCAGCUUUGAUUCAUUUUCAGAAAAGUGGAAAAAUCAGAAAAAGAAAUUUGAGUCAUCCAUGAAAGAGUCUUCUUCGCAGGGUGGAAAUUCACAGCAUGAAGCAGUGGGCAAUGAAUGGCUGCAAAUGGGGAACUGCCCAAUUGCAAAGUCAUAUCGUGCUGUUAGCAGUGUCAUACCGCUUGUCGCCAAAGCUCUUCAGCCCCCACCAGGCAUGAAAUUCAAAUGCCCACCAGCAGUAGUUGCAGCAAGAGCAGCUUUAGCAAAGACCGCAUUUGCAAAGAAUCUCCGUCCCCAACCAUUGCCAGCAAAAGUACUUGCAAUCGGUCUACUAGGCAUGGCAGCAAACGUACCUUUAGGAAUAUGGAGAGAACACACUGAAAAAUUCUCACCCUCAUGGUUUGCUGCCGUUCAUGCAGCUGUUCCAUUUAUAGCUAUGCUAAGGAAAUCUAUUUUAAUGCCCAAGUCAGCCAUGGCAUUUACAAUUGCAGCAUCAGUUUUAGGGCAAGUCAUCGGCUCGAGGGCAGAGCGACUCCGACUCAAGGCAGUGGCUUCAAAAAAACUAACCCUCCAAGAUUCUCUCGCUGAAUCCACCAUUUUGCCGAUGGUUACCGUGAAGAACGGUCAUUGUGGCGACAUAGAAAGCUGGAAUCCAGUUACCACUCUUCAAGUAGCAGGUCCACCUUCACCAACCAAGGUGCCUUGCUGAUCUCUUCUUCACCAUUUAUUGUGAGUGUUUUGCUCUGUAUCCUAAUGAGUGUAAUUCUUCAAUUAAUACACCAGUUUGUUCAUUUGUUUGGAAGCAUUUUGACACUUCAAAAUAUAAAAUGAUAAAAUAAAGUCUCUGUGUGUGUGUGAAUUAAGUCUUUUGGUGGGAAUGUUCAAUUUUGCUUUGUGAUAUUUUGGCCCGGAAGGAAAUUGAUGAGAAGCAAAGCAUUACCAAUAA
This is a messenger RNA of Benincasa hispida (wax gourd), 1508 nucleotides long. RefSeq lists its product as uncharacterized. The record is from RefSeq and is a predicted model, not a curated record. Gene Ontology annotation, cellular component: chloroplast. Lineage: Eukaryota; Viridiplantae; Streptophyta; Magnoliopsida; Cucurbitales; Cucurbitaceae.